AUGUCCGAAAACUUGCCGAAGAACAUCAAAGACUCAUUGCAGCAGCUUCGAGACGCAAUGCAGGCAGCUCUGUCAAGCAAAUGCAGUAGGAUGGACAUUGAGUUUCCCUACGGAUCCAACAUCGGAGUGGAAGGAAGAAAAACAGCGACAGACUCCGAGGUUCCUAUGGUAAUGCAGGAUGAUGCUCAAGCGUCAGAUCGAGAGCUGGCGCGAGCAAUGGUGGAGAUGUUCAGGGGAACAGAGAUAGAACAGAAUCUUGUUGUUGCUUUCAUGGACUCACCUCAGGCAAACAAGGCGACGAAGAGAUGGGCAGGAGCGUUUGCUGGGAAGGUCAUCGUGUUGGACUCCAAGCAGAACAAGAGACCGGCAAGAGCGGGAGGAGGAGGGUUCGGAGCGAGUGUGAAGGGAACUGCUGUGAAGGCCAAGACCAGUGCGAUACCUGAAGGAACUGAAGUUCUUAUCGUCGUCAGCCCCAGUGUCAAAGAUCUAAAGGCGCUCGAGCAGAUCUGCUCGGAGGUUGGAAUGGGCUGUCUUGUCAUCCUUGCCAACGCUCGUCUUGACGAAUUGAAUUAUGAGAGUGAGUCGCAGCGCAACUUUUUCCUCAACGAAUUCGAGCGCGUGUACCAUCUUAGGCCGUCGCCGUCCCCGAGUUGGAACGGAGGCGUUCUCUUUCGUGCCUUCCCGGGUGAUUGGGUUGUCGCCAUGCCGCGCAAAAUUGGACCCCCGAAGGUUCUGUAUAGAAGCUCGCAGAAGCCGUCUACGGAAGUUAUAGACGUUGCCCUGCGCAAGGAGAAGGAGGCAACAGAAAGCUCUGGUGGCUUUCCCAAUCCUUUUUCUUUCUUUCAAUAA
Guillardia theta CCMP2712 is the source of this 849-nucleotide messenger RNA. RefSeq lists its product as hypothetical. NCBI's taxonomy places the organism in Eukaryota, Cryptophyceae, Pyrenomonadales, Geminigeraceae. The record is from RefSeq and is a predicted model, not a curated record. The coding region runs from base 1 to 849 and encodes 282 amino acids. The transcript is spliced from 5 exons.